Molecule: messenger RNA, 2449 nt
Organism: Rosa chinensis
Lineage: Eukaryota; Viridiplantae; Streptophyta; Magnoliopsida; Rosales; Rosaceae
Product: protein WVD2-like 7
Exons: 9
Coding region: 235-2091 (618 amino acids)
Source: RefSeq, a predicted model, not a curated record
UUUGCAGACUCCGAACUCUCGUCCUUCUCUCUCUCUCUCUCUCAGCUUUCUCUCUCUAAAAUCCCCAAGGCCUGAGGGGCAGGCCUAAACUUUACCCUAAAACCACUUUUUCGUUUUGAAUUUCAAAUUCGAAAUGUAAACGACCACAUUGCAUUGCAAGUCUAGUUUCAUAAUUUAUUAGCAAUUUAGGGUUUCCAAGUUUGGAUCUUUUUCUCUCAAUUAGGAAAUUCAAUUAUGGGAGACUCUACCUGUCUCAUGCAGCCCUUCUCUUACGCUUCAGGAAUCCCCAAUGAGUCAAUCGAGGGGAAUCCAAUUCAUGCUCUUGGGCAUUCGGUUUCAUUUGGGAGGUUUAUGACAGAUUCAUUAGCUUGGGAGAAAUGGUCAUCAUUCUCUCACAAUCGAUAUGUCGAAGAGGCUGAGAGGUAUGCUCAACCCGGCUCAGUUGCACAGAAGAAGGCUUUCUUUGAGGCACAUUACAAGAAGGUUGCUGCUCAGCGAGCUGCGGCCUUGCUUGAACAAGCAAAUGCGGCUGCGAAAUCCAACAAUGCUGCUCCACCUAAACCCCAAGCCGAGGUCCCGGAUCCCCCAAAGUACAUGAUCUGUGAGCAGGAGCUAAGGGAGAAGGUGAAGGAGCGAAAUGGAUUUCGUUCGAAAGUUGGAAUGGACAAAUUCGAAAGCAUUGAAAUGGUGAAAGUAGCUGAAGAGAAUGCUGAAGACGCACAGAGAGAAGAAGAAGCUGUACUUGUGGAUACCAGUGGGUAUAACUCAAGCAUUGAAAUGGAGAACUGUGAAAGAGUGCAUCCUAUUACUGAAUACCCAGUUUGGGAGGAGAACUCUGCAGUGGCUGAACUUUCAACCCCGAUGCAAGAUGCUGAUACCGACAAGGUGGAAAAUGUCAUGGAGCUCGAACACAGUGGUACACUUCAGAUGGAAAAGCCUCUGUUAAAGGAGAGUCGCAGCUCUAAUCAAGAAGCUUCAUUACCAGCAAAAAAGAAGAAAAUUCUUUUUUCGUCAAAGUCAUCAUCAAUGUAUCACAAAGCACCUAAGCCCCCAACUUCUCCAUCCAAACCCACAGCUUCUUGCUUUCCGAGAAGGGAAGGUAAUGCCACUCCAUUGCAAAAAGCACCCAAGGCCCCAACAUCCCCAUCCAAACCCACAGCUUCUUGUUUUCCGAGGAGGGAAAGUAAUGCCACUCCAUUACUCAAAGCACCCAAACCCCCAACAUCUCCAGCCAAACCCACAGCUUCUUGUUUUCCAAGAAGGGAAGGUAAUGCCACUCCAUUACAUAAAAAGCUGUCAUCAGCUUCUGAGGAGAAGAAAAGAUCUACACCAAAAUCUCUUCAAAAGUCGGUCAGUUUUACACCCAUCAGAGAGCUCUCUAGGUUUACUUCAACAGUCAUGAGAAAGAUUGAGAACUCAAGAGUUGGUACAAGUUCUUUCAAGACACCUAAAGAUUGCCUAACUCUUCCAAAAACUCCAACCACGGUAUCUAAGAAUGAGGUGCACAAGCAUCCUUCAAUAACUCCUUGUUCAGAAAAGAGAAGGGCAAAAACGCCAGGCUAUCCGUCAUCAGUCACUGGAGCCAAAAUGUUUGGGCCCAAAUGGCGCUCAAUCCGUACAGAUUGCUCAAAAAUUUUGAGUGCCUGCAGAAACAAAGCGCAAUCCCCAUUUUCAUCUGCCUCUUUCAACUUAAGAACUGAAGAACGAGCUGCAAGUAGAAAGAAGAAGCUCGAAGAAAAGUUCAAUGCUGAUGAGGCACAACAAGUGCAGGAGAAAGCAGAAAUAGAAAUUCGAAAGUUCCGUCAAAGCCUUUGCUUCAAAGCCAGGCCACUGCCCAAUUUUUAUAAAGAAAGAAAAGCACCACCCAAUGACGUAAAGAAGGUUCCGGUGACUAAUUCACAGACAGUAGGGAAAAAGCAUAGUCCAAGAGGCGCAAUCUCUGUACCUCCUAAUGAGCCUUCAAUCAAGAGUAGUGGCUCCAAGCAUGCACAGAUCCAAGGAAGGAAUAAGGAAACCCCAACUUGUUCUCUCAUUACACGAGCCUUAAAGACUGUUCAUGAGAACACAUCUCCAAAUAUUCAGUCCUCCUGAGCUUAAGCAACUUUAGAGAUAGGGCUGAUGGCACCUCAUACUAAAAUGGAUUUGCCAGACCAAGGAUGCAUAAUGAUUUUGAGCAUAUUCUUGCUUGUGGUAUGAAGUGUAUUGUAGACAUAAAUUUUACGCUGUAAAAUCUCUUAGUUUCCUGUACUAAUAGUUUUUGUCAGUCUAGGACUUGUAUUAGUUGUGGAAGCCAGCAAUAAUGUGGAAGCUUGCCAUUUGGAUAUAGGAUCUGGCAUCUCCUCAUUUGGCAAGAAAACUAGGAGGUAUUACACACCACUCUUUGUCGACGAGCAUUUAUGUGUUUGAAAUUGACUUUAAGGAUUGCGAAAAUGAGAUUCUAAAAUUUAAA